CAGUGAUUAUACAUGGGUGUGCAUUGGAAAUAUCACCCGUCAUACUAUAAUACUAUUGAAUAAUAGUGGGAAAAGACAUAGGAGAUGGUGCCCGCUAUUACUCUGUCUCUCGUUCUGACGAAUCUUGUUGUCCACAAUCUCCUGUCGUGGAUACCUGAAUCCCUGGUUGACUGCAGCUCCAGGUGUUUCCACAACACAUCAUGUUCCUCCUUCUUCUACAACCGAGGCGAUGGAACCUGUAACUUGAAUACUGUUGUCUACUCUGCUGUGAGCGACACUCUAACCCCCUUACACGGCGUGUUGUACUACGAGUGGAAGCAUGAAGGCUGUGAUGAGUCAGCAGGUCGGACGUUUCAGAGGGCCUCGUGGCUGUGUUUCUAUGUUGUUCAAAUUGCGAUGACACACAGCUCAGCACAAGCAUCUUGCUCCCUCCUAACUGCCAACACCCAGAGUAAGGUGGAUCAAGCUUACAUCAUAGCUUCACGCUACGAUGAACGUCAAUGGAUCGGGGGACAUCUCUCCUCUGGCAUUUGGAAAUGGACGAGUGGCAAAUCGUUCGGCGAUUUUCUGGCAUGGAUGAGCCCACACCCGAUACCAGGCAGGGACUGUAUGAUCGUGCCGAUGGCAAAGCCACAAUGGGCCUCGGACGUAUGCGCUAGUGCCAAAUGGUACAUUUGUGAGGUAUCAAUUCCCCAGGAAACAUCAUAUUGCAACUACUAGAAUCUGAUGAAAGACGAACCGCAGUGGUUGUAUGGUAAUCAAUCACCCCCACAGGAAAGCGCAAUCGACUUGCCUUUGCAGACAGACAGAUAAUUUAUUUGAGUCUCGUCUCGUUACAUAUAAAUUUUAUGGGGAAUCAACUCUUUAAACAUAUCUCAGUAUAAAAGAAUAUAGAGUAACGAGCCACUCCCUACGGAAUAAUGAGAGACUCUAUGGACAUCGGUGAAAACAUGUAUACAUUUUCACAUAUAAUAGACACGAUAUAAAUACAGGUCUUGGCAGUUGUAUAAAUCAAUCCUGGGCUGGACAGUAUGAAACCUUUCGGUAAAUUACUAAAACUAUCAAAAUCAGAACAUAUGUAACGGUAUUUGGAAAUAAAACAAAACCUUAGGUCUUCAUAGCGUGGACAAUGUGAUAAAACAUGCCUUUCAUGUUCUAUUUCAUCCGUACAAAACGGGCAGGUUCUCUCUGCAAGCGGUUCUGCAACACAUCUAAACCUUGACAGUGUUUGUUUGUUUAAUUGUUGUUUAACGCCUCACAGCAAUAUUCCAGCUAUAUGACGGCGGUCUGUAAAUAAUCGAGUCUGGACCAGACAAUCCAGUGAUUAAUAUCAUGAGCAUCGAU
Messenger RNA from Haliotis rufescens (red abalone), 1344 nucleotides. RefSeq lists its product as uncharacterized. Lineage: Eukaryota; Metazoa; Mollusca; Gastropoda; Lepetellida; Haliotidae. Bases 85 to 720 code for a protein of 211 amino acids. The record is from RefSeq and is a predicted model, not a curated record. The transcript has 4 exons.